AUGGCGGAGGCGCUCUUCCUCGAACUCAGCUGGGGCGUGCUCAGCUCCAUCGGGAUCGCGUGCUUGCUCUUUGGAUUCCUGAUCAUCGGCAUUACGGGAUGGAGCGCUGCUGCGUCGGUCCCAAUCAUCUCCUCGGUCGCGGGUUGCUUGGCAAACGCCCUCUGCUACUACGCCUACUAUCAGACUCACCCACCGGUUAACACUGCGGUUGCAUCUGCAUUUGCAGAUGUGAUGUGGAUGGUUCAAGAAGCCAGCCUGUCUUUUUACAGCUACAUCAUUCUCACGCGCGUCCUCAUCCGAAGGUCGAGGCGCGUUUUCCUCAUCCUCUUUUGGGGCAUCCUCGUCCUAAUUAUCGGUGCAAGACUUGCCAUUCUUGUGAUGAGGGUCAAGGUAACCAUUCUCGAAAGAGAUAACCUGCAAUCCGUCAUCAACAGAGCGCAUAUUGCUUAUUUUGUUUGCAUCGCAUCUAUUGAGAUUCUUUGCUCCUUUUUCCUGCUGCAGAAAUUCGCAUCCGCGAAGAAAGUCUCCCGGGAAGCUUCACUGAAUUCAAAGUUUUUCCGGUACCUUUUCCAGAGUACCGAAGUCCGAAUGACCACGUUGGCGGUCAUCGGGACGACACGAGCAGUGACCUAUUCCUUCCAGCCUUCGAUGCAGCAGUCAACGAACACAGUCAGCCAGGUUGAUAGGUUUAUCUACACUUUUGAGUGUUUAUUCCCAAUGAUGAUAUAUAUUGACCUUCUUGCAUCGAGAGUCAAGUUCACGAUCUCACAGCAUGAACGAUCUGUGACUAUAAUGAGACCUUUGUCCACGCGAUCUCUUGCAAACACUCGACCUAUCCGCAAGGCAUCAGUCUCUUCGCGCCAUUACUUGGAAGGCAAUGCGUCCGAGUGUGAGCUAAGACCACUCAGCGAAACGACGUUCGCAGCAGGAGUGGCCAAUCUACAUGUAGUAGAAAGGCCAGAAAAGGCCAAAUGCACAUAA
Clonostachys rhizophaga is the source of this 981-nucleotide messenger RNA. The record is from the annotation of a GenBank genome assembly. NCBI's taxonomy places the organism in Eukaryota, Fungi, Ascomycota, Sordariomycetes, Hypocreales, Bionectriaceae.